This is a messenger RNA of Hemibagrus wyckioides, 1779 nucleotides long. RefSeq names its product aquaporin 3a (gene aqp3a). Gene Ontology annotation, biological process: water transport; glycerol transmembrane transport. Gene Ontology annotation, molecular function: water channel activity; urea transmembrane transporter activity; glycerol channel activity. The record is from RefSeq and is a predicted model, not a curated record. The transcript is spliced from 6 exons. The coding region runs from base 70 to 936 and encodes 288 amino acids. Gene Ontology annotation, cellular component: plasma membrane; basolateral plasma membrane. Lineage: Eukaryota; Metazoa; Chordata; Actinopteri; Siluriformes; Bagridae.
GACUUCAAAACAUUCUACCGAGGGACGUAAUCCACAGCGUUCACUUUGAGUCGAGAACUCAGCAGGAAGAUGGGCAGGCAAAAGGUUUUGCUGGAUAAGAUUGCUCGUGCCUUACAAAUUCGUAAUAAGCUAUUGCGCCAGGGACUGGCUGAACUAUUGGGCACACUAAUCCUGGUGAUGUUUGGCUGUGGUGCAGUGGCUCAGUUAGUGCUCAGUGAAGGAUCUCACGGCAUCUUCCUCGCUGUAAACUUGGCCUUUGGCUUUGCAGCCACACUCGGAAUCUUGGUGUGUGGCCAAGUCUCAGGAGGUCAUCUGAACCCAGCUGUAACUUUUGCCCUAUGUCUACUUGGAAGGGCCAAAUGGAGAAAAUUUCUGGUGUACUUUUUGUGCCAGACACUUGGUUCCUUUUUUGGGGCUGGUAUCAUCUUUGGCAUGUAUUAUGAUGCUAUCCAGGUAUACCAUAAAAAAGAAGGCAAACUACCAUUUGGAAUAUUUGCCACCUACCCCGGCGAACACCUUAGUACCGCAAAUGGCUUUUUUGAUCAGGUGAUUGGCACAGCUGCAUUGAUUGUGUGCAUCCUGGCCAUUGUAGACCCAUACAACAACCCUGUCCCGCAAGGACUUGAGGCCUUCACUGUUGGAUUCACUGUACUUGUCAUUGGGUUAUCUAUGGGCUUCAAUUCUGGUUAUGCAGUAAACCCAGCCAGGGACCUGGGGCCACGUCUUUUUACCUCCAUGGCAGGUUGGGGUGGCCAAGUCUUCAGCAUGGGGAACUACUGGUUCCUGGUGCCUAUCUUUGCCCCAUUCUUGGGUACCAUCAUUGGAGUGAUUUUGUACCAACUGAUGGUGGGCUGGCACACAGAAGGGGAGGCACGAGACAAGAAAAAGGAAACAGAAGAGCUGAACGUCAAGCUGAAUGAUAUUGAUUCUAACUGAUUCUUGGUUCUCUAAGCUGGGUUGAUCAGCAUAACAACAGGACCACUGUUUUGCUCAUGAUUCAGUAGGUUAUGGAAAAUGAUACAUUUUCAAGUGCUAUUCGUUUGUAGGGAAUCUGCAUAUAGAGAGUAAUGAAGCGAAGGUGCCAUUUUUAAAUCUCUUUCUGUGUUAUGAUUAUGAUGAGAUUUUUGAGACAUGUACACAAACUUGCUAAAUUUCAGUUUUGUAAAUAGAUUUUUUUUUUACAGUCUGCAUUCCUUGGUUCUUUUACUCUUAGCAAACCUAUGGCUCAGUGAUAAACCUCUGUUAUAUGUCAACCAUAAUGUCCUAAGUCUGAACAAGUCCAUGUUGGCUAAAAUAGCACAUUAGCAUAUUAGUAAUGUUCAUAUACUUUGAAAAUAGGUAAAGAAUUCACCUAUGUUAUACAAAGUCUAUGUCUUUGGGCACUGCUGCUAUCUUUGGCAAAGCCAUAUACAUUUGAAUACCUGCUUACUUGCUUUACUUUUAAAAAGAAAGAUAAAAACAAUGCAAGGAAAGACAACUGUCCUGCCAAAAUAAGAGCACUGCAUUUUAUAAUUAUUGCUGCAUUUAUAUAGACUGUGGUCCACUGCUUUUCUUACUGCCUUUUUUUUUACCUACCGAACAAGCAUUUAAAUUUGCAUGGCAUUGUACAUUUAAAUCUAUCAUCAGAAUCCUUUACAUUUCUAGUUAUAUUAUGAGCACUAUUAUGCAAAUUACUUUUGAUAUUAAAAGCCAGAGAAGUUAGCUUUUGCAUUCUUCCGACGUUUGUAUUUUGUACACUCAAUGCUAUUUUAAACAUGUAAAUAAAAUCCAUAAAUCUUG